Cylindrotheca closterium is the source of this 978-nucleotide messenger RNA. The record is from the annotation of a GenBank genome assembly. NCBI's taxonomy places the organism in Eukaryota, Bacillariophyta, Bacillariophyceae, Bacillariales, Bacillariaceae.
AUGCAAAUCCAAGUUACCGCCCUUUUUGCCCUGGCCCUUGCUGCCUCCACUGAUGCUUUCGCCCCAGUCACCACCAGAUCUUCCAGCUGUGCUCUUAGCGCUGUUGCCGGCGGAUUGGACCUUCCAGACAUUGAGGCCGAACUAAAUUACAAGCCAGGACAAGCUGAUACUGCCUUUGCCAAGAGAUUUGGACAUCUUGUAGGAGCUGAGGUUAAGACCGUCGGUGAUGCUUUUGCUGACUUUACAAAGGAAAUGGGGCUAUCGGUCAACGCUCUUUACAAGAAUAUGGUCACUGAUAUUGUUGGAACCACCCACCUUAUCGUUGUAAAUGCUAGAUUCCAACAAGAUGCUGUCUGGAGUCUUGGUAUGUUGACCUCUUUGGACUUGCUCCUUAAGAACUACCCCGAGCCCGGCGUCGGUGAAAAGAUUGCCAGCGCCCUAUUCAAGAGUGUUGGUUUGGAUGAAGCCAAGAUCCGCGCCGAGGCCAAAUCUAUGGAGGAAUGGGCCACUGGAAAGAGCAAGGAAGAUAUCGAAAAGGCUCUCGUAGGAGAAGAUCCUUCGUCUCCACUUGGUGCCAUCGUUGCCGGCAUCAAGGAAGAUGAGUUCUGGAUGUACUCCCGAUACUUCGGAAUCGGAAUGGUCAGGAUUAUGGACCUCGUUGGAAUUGAUAUGGACAAGGAUGAAGUUUAUCCAAUCAUGGAGGACUGGAUGAAGACCAAGCUUGGAAAGACACAUUUGUCCGCAUGCAACGACAGUGAUCUAUACUUCAGAGUCAAGGGCAAGUUGGAUAUGAUGGAGACCAUGAUGAAAGAAAUUGAAAUCCGAGAAAAGAAGAGAAUGGCAGAGAGACUGGAGGCCAAGGCAGAAGCCGCGCUGAACGCUGCGGAAAGAGAAGAAAAGAUGAAGAAGGAGAUUGAAGCCGAGACACAAGCAAACCGUGAACGCGCCGAAGCCGCCGAAACCGCUGAAGCCAAGUAA